AUGCGUGUCGUGAUUGGGGCAAUUUUGAUUUUGCCCACUGGUCAGCAUUAUCCAGUUACGGCCCGACUUCGGUUCUUCUGUACGAAUAACACUGCUGAAUAUGAAGCUUGCAUCAUGGGCAUGAACAUGGCAAUUGACAUGGAUGUAGAAGAAUUACUAAUCAUGGGAGACUCUGAUUUGAUCAUUCGGUAUAUUCCUCGAUUCCAUAAUGAGUUAGCUGAUGCACUAGCUACCUUAGCUGCAAUGCUGCCAUAUCCGGGCAAUGUCCAUAUUGACCCGUUAAAGAUUCAAAUUCGAGAAAGACAGGGUUAUUGCAAUACAGUUGAAGUAGAACCAGAUGUUCAACCAUGGUACCAUGAUAUCAAAAGGUUCUUGAAAAUAAAGGAAUACCCCGAGCAGGCCAGUGGAGACCAAAUGAGAACCAUUAGAGGCUUGCCAGUAGUUUCUUCUUAA
Messenger RNA from Nicotiana tabacum (common tobacco), 453 nucleotides. RefSeq lists its product as uncharacterized. Lineage: Eukaryota; Viridiplantae; Streptophyta; Magnoliopsida; Solanales; Solanaceae. The record is from RefSeq and is a predicted model, not a curated record.